Messenger RNA from Drosophila busckii, 1143 nucleotides. RefSeq names its product fibrinogen C domain-containing protein 1. Lineage: Eukaryota; Metazoa; Arthropoda; Insecta; Diptera; Drosophilidae. Bases 85 to 1068 code for a protein of 327 amino acids. The transcript has 4 exons. The record is from RefSeq and is a predicted model, not a curated record.
UGUGCGGGGGCAUUCAGCUCUAACGCUCUAACGUUUCGUGCUGCUGAUCAAUACGGCAGUUUAAAUGCAACGCUGAACGUAGGAAUGUCGCAAAUGCUGCAACUGGAUGCGCUGGUCACCAUGUUGGCCUGCCUGAGCACCACACACAUUGAGCCUGCUGGACAGCUUCUACCUGCGGAUAAUGCUACCACGAGCAGCUGUACGCUGGACACGCUCAGCGGCUUCAACACACGCAUUCAGCUGCUGUCCACAGAGAUUGCGGCGGCCAAGAAAAUGCUGGGCAGCCUACAGGAGCAGCUGGUCGAUCUGCAGCGCGAUCAAAAAACGACAGCGCCUGUUAGCUUUGGUUCGCGCAUCAAUCUGGACUUGUUGCCAGCGCCAGCGUUGGGAGCAGCUGCCGCAGCGCCCGUUGCUUACAGCACGCCACAGAGUUGUGUGAAGCAGCAACAUGGAGUGGUGCGCAUACGGCCACGCAACAAUGCGGAGCCGUUCUUUGUGUUCUGCGAUCAGAAGACACGCGGCGGGGGUUGGACUGUGGUGGCGAAUCGCUAUGACGGCACCGAGGACUUCAAUCGCAAGUGGGUGGACUAUAAGAUUGGCUUUGGUCCGCUGACGCUGGAGUUCUUCAUUGGGCUGGAAAAGCUGCAUCAGCUGAGCAACAGCGAAGACUGUGAGCUGCUGGUGCAGCUGGAGAAUCGCAAGCAGGAGCAGCGCUAUGCGCUCUAUGAUCACUUCAGCAUUGGCGGCGAGGCGGAGCAGUAUCGCCUGAAUGUGUUGGGCAAGUAUCAAGGCGAUGCCAGCGAUGCACUGCGUCAGCAUACGGGCAAGAAGUUCAGCACACAGGACAGAGACAACGAUGAGAGUAAGAGCAACUGCGCUACGUCGCAGUCGGCGGCAUUCUGGUAUGGCAAUGCCUGCAAUCAAAGCAAUCCUUUUGGUCUUUAUCAGCGGCUGCUCGAGCGUGAUGUGGAUGGCUAUAAGGGCAUACUAUGGCGUGGUUUUCUCGAUGGCCCCAAGGGAUCGCUGAAGCGCAUGCGAUUGCUCUUGCGUCCACGCGCCAGCAGUUGAUUCAAUAGCAACACAAACAGCUACCAACACACAUAUUCAUAUAUAUAUAUUUUUUAUACAACACAUGAGCCCUUA